AUGAGCGCUUCCUCCCAACUACCUACUCCGGCCCACACGCUCGCCGAUUCCAUGUUGUCGCGGCACUUCGGCAAAGAGACUGUGAACUAUUUCUCCAGCUCCCCCAUCAAUCGACUAUCCUUCCUACGAACCGAGCACUCAUUCCUCUCCUCGGCCCUGAAGCACCCUUCCACCAAAUUCGUCUUGCUGAACAACCUCGCCCCGCUAACCCGCUCUCCGGCCGAACUGUACACUGCCAAAUACAAUGAAGUGCGCAAACUCGUCGCCCCCGAUUUCUUCGAUCACCCCGAGGAAGAGAUGAUCAAGAACUUCGACUCGCGCAAGACAAACCCCAAUCUAAUCUUCCUCGGUCUGGACGAAAGUAACAAGGACAGUGGCAUGGCAUGGAAGAUCUACACCGGUACACCAUUCUUCGCACUAGAUGUAACACCCCGCGGCUCUGAAGCGCAACAAACCGCCGCAAAAGAUGUCAUCAGUGCCUUGGAAGAACAGGGUUUGUCCUUCUUGCAGGCCCGGGUUAUCUCAACCUUUACCCCGGAGGAAGCUGCCAUCUACGCCCAAGCCCGUGCCCUGAUGGACUGGAACAACAGAAAUACCUUUUGCGGCACCUGCGGCAAUCCCACAUUAUCCGUGAACGCCGGAACAAAGCGCGCCUGUCCACCCAGUGACGCAGCAAGGUCCGCAGAAGGACUCCCAACAGAGCGACCACCCUGCAGCACACGCACAACAAUCUCCAACCUCUCCUUCCCACGCACCGACCCAACGAUCAUCGUAGCCGUAGUCUCUCACGACGGCAAGCGAAUACUCCUCGGCCGGUCGAAGCGAUUCCCGCCAAAAUGGUACUCCACGCUAGCGGGCUUCAUUGAGCCGGCAGAGUCGAUCGAGGACGCUGUUCGGCGUGAGGUGUGGGAGGAAGCUGGCGUGACGCUUUCUCGAGUCGUUAUUCAUUCUUCGCAGCCUUGGCCGUAUCCGGCGAAUUUGAUGAUUGGUGCGAUUGCGCAGGUUAGUGAGCCGGCUCAUGAGAAGAUUAAUCUGGAGCAUGAUCCCGAGUUGGAAGAUGCGAAGUGGUUUGAUGUUGAAGAGGUUGAGGAGGCUUUGCGGAUUGGGGCUAGUGAUUUGAGUGCUGAGACUGGGGCGGAGUAUAAGGGUGGUUUGAAGUUGCCGCCUCCUACUGCUAUUGCUAAUCAGUUGAUUCGGUCUGCGGUUGAUGCGGAGUAUUUCCGUGGUGAGAAGUGCUCGCUUUAG
This is a messenger RNA of Penicillium waksmanii, 1245 nucleotides long. Its product is annotated as NAD(+) diphosphatase. NCBI's taxonomy places the organism in Eukaryota, Fungi, Ascomycota, Eurotiomycetes, Eurotiales, Aspergillaceae. The transcript has 3 exons. Gene Ontology annotation, biological process: NAD+ catabolic process; NADP+ catabolic process. The record is from RefSeq and is a predicted model, not a curated record. Gene Ontology annotation, cellular component: cytosol. Gene Ontology annotation, molecular function: NADH pyrophosphatase activity. The coding region runs from base 1 to 1245 and encodes 414 amino acids.